Balaenoptera ricei (Rice's whale) is the source of this 1102-nucleotide messenger RNA. It is a transcript of the gene LYSET, whose product is annotated as lysosomal enzyme trafficking factor. The transcript has 2 exons. The coding region runs from base 349 to 858 and encodes 169 amino acids. NCBI's taxonomy places the organism in Eukaryota, Metazoa, Chordata, Mammalia, Artiodactyla, Balaenopteridae. The record is from RefSeq and is a predicted model, not a curated record.
UCCGGGACCUGCCCAGCCCUGCAGGCUCGGCCUGUGGCCGCUGGCGGGCCCUGGGCUCCCGGCGCUGCAAGGCGGAGAGGCCCGGGUCUGGCGCCGUCCGCGCAGCCCUGUCGCGGCGGCGGGCGCUGCAGCGCGACAGGGGGCGGGGCCGGCUGCAGGGGAGGCCAGGGUGGCUGGGGAGCCUCCCGGCUGGGCCGAGUGACACAGGCUGGGGCUCCGGCAACGGCGACAGGGGCCGGGCCGCCGCGUGACCGGCUGCAGUCACGCUGUGCUUAAUCACAAUUAGCUUUUGCUCCUGGCUGGCCGUGCUCACCAUUCUCCCAGCCGGUGACCCCGGGGAUUUCUUUUAUGGUGGCUUUCUCUGAAAUGCCAAAGCCACCCGAUUAUUCAGAGCUGAGUGACUCUUUAACGCUUGCCGUGGGAACAGGAAGAUUUUCGGGACCACUGCACAGAGCAUGGAGAAUGAUGAACUUCCGUCAGCGUAUGGGAUGGAUUGGAGUGGGAUUGUAUCUGUUAGCAAGUGCAGCAGCAUUUUACUAUGUUUUUGAAAUCAACGAGACUUACAAUAGGCUGGCCUUGGAACACAUUCAACAGCACCCAGAGGAGCCCCUUGAAGGAACCACAUGGACACACUCCUUGAAAGCUCGGUUACUCUCCCUGCCUUUUUGGUUUUGGACAGUUAUUUUUCUGAUACCUUACUUGCAGAUGUUUUUGUUCCUUUAUUCUUGUACGAGAGCUGACCCCAAAACGGUGGGCUACUGUAUUAUUCCCAUAUGCUUGGCAGUUAUAUGCAAUCGCCACCAGGCAUUUGUCAAGGCUUCUAAUCAGAUCAGCAGACUACAACUGAUUGACACAUAAAAUCAGUCACCAUUUUUUCCUUACAAGUACAAAACUGCCAGUACCGUAUGAAGCCUGAUCACAAGACUGCAGUUUCUUCACAGAUCUCAGGAAGCUGUGGUGGGGCAGAGGCUUUUUAAAGAAUGGGACUAGGGGACUAUCUUUAUCUGAAUAUUGAAUUUUUAGGUAAAGCCUGUGAUACAGUACUACAAAAUCAUGUUGAUGACUUCAGAUUUUGGAAGUAAAAUUUUAUCUGUUAUUUGCA